AUGUCGGAGACGGCUCCAGCCCCCGCUGCGGAAGCAGCACCCGCAGCCCCUGCAGCUGCUGCCAAAGGGGCUGCCAAAAAGGUGAAGAAGGCGGUCGGCGGCUCCAAAGCUCGGAAGCCUGCAGGCCCUAGCGUCACCGAGCUGAUCACCAAGGCUGUGUCCGCCUCCAAGGAACGCAAGGGGCUUUCACUCGCCGCGCUUAAAAAGGCAUUGGCUGCCGGCGGCUACGAUGUGGAGAAGAAUAACAGUCGCAUCAAGCUGGGGCUGAAGAGCCUUGUCAACAAAGGUACCUUGGUGCAGACUAAGGGUACUGGUGCGUCCGGCUCUUUUCGGCUUAGUAAGAAACCGGGAGAGGUGAAAGAAAAAGCUCCGAAGAAGCGAGCGGCUGUGGCUAAACCCAAGAAGCCGGCAGCCAAGAAACCUGCUAGUGCCGCUAAGAAGCCCAAGAAAGCAGUGACGGCGAAGAAGAGCCCCAAGAAAAUGAGGAAGCCGGCGGCCGCUUCGGCCAAGAAGGUGGCCAAGAGUCCCAAAAAGGCGACUAAGGUUGCCAAGCCCAAGAAGGCGGUGGCAGCAGCUAAGAGUCCAGCCAAGGCGAAAACAGUGAAGACCAAAGCAGCUAAGACCAAGGCGACUAAGCCUAAAGCAGCCAAGGCAAAGAGGGCGGCGCCUAAGAAGAAGUAAGUCCCCGUGGAAGAUACUGGCCCCCACUUAAAACCCAACGGCUCUUUUAAGAGCCACCCACCUUCUCUCAAAAAGGGCUGAAAAGGCAAGGAAUGUU
Neopsephotus bourkii (Bourke's parrot) is the source of this 778-nucleotide messenger RNA. Its product is annotated as histone H1.11L-like. NCBI's taxonomy places the organism in Eukaryota, Metazoa, Chordata, Aves, Psittaciformes, Psittacidae. Gene Ontology annotation, molecular function: structural constituent of chromatin; DNA binding. Gene Ontology annotation, biological process: nucleosome assembly. The record is from RefSeq and is a predicted model, not a curated record. The transcript has a single exon. Gene Ontology annotation, cellular component: nucleosome. Bases 1 to 681 code for a protein of 226 amino acids.